GUCGUGAAUUUUAAUGACGGAGAAUAUGUUUACGAACAAAAUUUAAUGUUUCUUCACACCAGGUUGUCUUUUGAGAACGAUUACGAAAUCCCACGACGUAAUCUUUCACGCCUGGACAUCACUACUUCGGGUUUCUGAGUCUCGAUAAACCAGUUUACGAUAAGGAAUGUGUAUGGAGUAGGUGUUAAUGUAACACAUUGCAUAAUGUAAGACAUAAUAAAAGACAUUCUAUUUCAUACAGAGAACCUUGAAAAGAGCUUUUUUUUAAGUAGCACUUUGACAUGUCAUUUGUGUUGCGUCUCGUAAAAUUAAUAGGCUUUCAUUGAAACUAGGGGGUAUUCUAAGUCUUCUUACGUUCGUUCGUUAUUUGCUUCAAAUCAAUACAUGUUUUGCGAUUAAUACCAACAACGUAAUUACCACGUUACAAUCUGUGUCGCUUGGUGUUUUAAGACAUGUUCUCUCAAGAAAAACAAGAGAGAAUAUCAAAAGAAUUCUCAAGGCUCAAAGGUAUGUGCUACUUGGAUCAUGUUGGAGCUACACUCUAUGCAGAGAGUCAAAUCAAGGCCAUAGCCGAAGACCUGUGUGAGAACGUGUAUGGAAACCCUCACUCCCUGAGCAUUAGCAGCCGAUAUUCAACUGAUGUGAUUGACCAGAUACGGUACAGGGUGCUGCAACAUUUCAAUACAGAUCUGAAUGACUACAGCAUCAUCUUUACAUCUGGAGCUACACAUGCCCUCAAACUUGUGGCAGAGUCAUUUGAUUGGACAGACAAUUCCACAAAGAAUGAUAAAUCAGUACCCAAUCAAAUUAAUUAUACGAAAAAAGGAACAAAUCGCUGUGGAGCAGAGAAUGACUCAUAUUCUCACGGUAGACAUGCAGGGACAUUUGUGUACUUGCAAGACAACCACACGUCUGUCCUCGGAAUGAGAGAAGUGGCCAAGAAGCACGGUGCAAAUGUUUGCUGUUUGUCAUACGAGGAAGCCUUUCAAUGUUUUCUGGACUGUGGAUGUUCUGACUUCACUUCAGUUUUUGAUGGGAAUUCUUUGUUUGUGUACCCAGCACAGUGCAACUACUCAGGAGUCAAAUAUCCCCUCUCUUGGGUUUCUAAAGUGCAGAAUGGAGCGCUGAAUUAUAAAUCGACACACAGCAGACAGUCAAAGUGGUUCUGCCUGCUGGAUGCUGCAUCAUUUGUUUCCACAAGUGUCUUGGAUCUUUCACAAGUUCAACCUGACUUUGUGUGUUUGUCAUUCUACAAGAUAUUUGGUUACCCAACGGGGCUAGGGGCCUUACUAGUCAAGAAUUCAAGUUCCUAUGUCUUAGAGAAGUGUUACUUUGGGGGUGGCACUGUUCUCUUAUCACUUAGUUCCCAGUGUGAACAUAUCCCUAGACCAGCUCUAAGUGACAGGUUUGAGGAUGGAACCAUCCCAUUCCUUUCCAUUGCAGCAUUGCGUCAUGGGUUCUGUUCACUGAAACAGUUGACAGGUGACAUGGCUAGUGUGAUGCUUCAUACAUUUUCACUGGCACGUUACCUCUUCCAGUUCCUUCUUACACUUCAUCAUUCAAAUGGCUCUCCUGCAGCCAUUUUGUAUUGUGACACAACCUAUGAAGAUGCCUCUACACAGGGAAAUGUCGUUAACUUUAAUAUGCUUCGUCCUAAUGGAGCAUAUGUAGGCUUUAUAGAGGUACUGAAUGUUGCUAAUCUGAAUGGUAUUCAGCUGCGCACUGGCUGCUUCUGUAAUCCUGGGGCCUGUCAGCGACAUCUAAAACUCUCAGACGAUGAUCUCAGGAGUCAAUUCCAGGCAGGCCACAUAUGUGGAGACGACAAAGAUCUGGUGAAUGGACAACCCACUGGUUCAGUUCGAGUCUCUUUUGGUUAUAUGACAACCAAGAAUGAUGUUGAUAAAUUGAUUAACGUGUUGACAUCCUACUUUGUGCAUGGCUCCCCAGUCAGAAAACUGCCUGCAUGGUGGCCGGCCUUCCAGCAAGCUUACAAACAAAAAUUCCAGCCUGCACGUAGGAAACAUGAUGGUCUUCUGAAUGUAGACAGAAUGAAGUCACCCGCUAUUUUACAUGGAGUACCAGACAUAAAAAUACAAGCUCCUAUCAAGUCACAAACAAAUGCAAGUAGCUUGGAGACUAGUUCAGUUUCAAAUUACGGCCAGCAAAAUACAAUGUCAGAUGGAAAUAGUAUUGCAUUGACAUGCAUAUAUGUAUACCCUGUCAAAUCUUGUGGGGCUGUGCGCAUGGAGAGCUGGUACAUUGGAUUAAGGGGUCUUCUAUAUGACCGUGAGUGGAUGGUGGUGACCCCAGCUGGUGUCUGUCUCACUCAAAAGCAAGACGCAAAACUCUGCCUCAUUCAACCUAAUGUGGAUCUCAGUAGUAGGUCACUGAUCCUACAGUUCCCAGAAAUGCCGCCAAUUUCGGUACCACUCGAUGAUCCAAAAAACCACAAUGACGGCAGAGUAGAAGCUUCGCUGUGUCAGAGCAAAGUGUGUGGGGACAGGGUUCAAGGUUGGGACUGUGGUGAUGAUGUGGCAUCAUGGUUAUGUGAUGCUUUGGGGCGUCAGGGGUUGCGUUUGAUUCGCCAGUGGAAUAGUGACUCGAGAGUGAGCAAGGAGAAAAUGAAAUCGAGAGGGCAAGACAGCAAUCAGAAGUCAGUUCUGUCACUGUCGAACCAGGCACAAUUUCUGCUUGUGAACAAGAGCAGCGUUCAGUGGCUGAGUGAUCAAAUUGACUGGGAACAAUCUGACUGUGACAAGGAGAGUCUGCUGGAGCGUUUUCGUAGCAACCUGGUCAUACAGGGCCUGAAGCCAUUUGAGGAGAACGAAUGGACACACUUCCAGAUAGGAAGAGUGAAAUUCCAAUCAGAGGGCCCGUGUACACGCUGUCAAAUGGUUUGCAUCGAUCAGUCAACUGGUGUGAAGACACGAGAACCUCUGAGGACUCUGGCAGCAGCGUUUCUUGGCAAGAUGAAGUUUGGAGUGUACUUAAGUCGAGUAGCUGAAGGGAAUGUGAGGAUUUCAGUUGGAGAUGAAGUAAUUGACCAUUUUACUUUCAAUUAAAUACUGUCUGAGAUGGGAACCAGAAGCCUGUUGGAAAGCAGUCACGAGACAAGGGACGAGCCCCCUACCUCUCAGACUCUGUAGACAAAUGUCGUUUUGUCACUGCAAAUUCUAGCGAAUUCAAUAAAGCAUUUUUAAAGAGUCUAAAAACGUU
Molecule: messenger RNA, 3216 nt
Organism: Zootermopsis nevadensis
Lineage: Eukaryota; Metazoa; Arthropoda; Insecta; Blattodea; Termopsidae
Source: RefSeq, a predicted model, not a curated record